This is a messenger RNA of Bombyx mandarina (wild silkworm), 1919 nucleotides long. It is a transcript of the gene NGR-A16, whose product is annotated as neuropeptide receptor A16. Gene Ontology annotation, cellular component: plasma membrane. The record is from RefSeq and is a predicted model, not a curated record. Lineage: Eukaryota; Metazoa; Arthropoda; Insecta; Lepidoptera; Bombycidae. Gene Ontology annotation, molecular function: neuropeptide Y receptor activity. Gene Ontology annotation, biological process: G protein-coupled receptor signaling pathway.
CGUCGCGACCAGCGUACACAGCAACGGAGCUCAGACAAAAGCGCUCUCGUAAAAAAUCAAAUUUCUAAACUUAUACAAAAAUAAACUUUAUUAUUAUUUAUUAUUAAUGUCGAUUGUCUUUUGUUUUCGUGUGAAAUUCUCCAACUCAGAUCAUUGGUUAAUGUGUGUGUGAGUUUUUCAAGUUAAACAGAAGAUUCAAACGCUAGACGAUAAAACAUCAACGAAUAGUUCCCAAAAUGGCCGUGUCAUUUGUGAAUAAACUAUUUUUGUUUAUCUUUGUGCUAAACAAAGAAAAUAUAUUAGCAGACGAUGAUGUCACAACCAAACAAUUGAAUUUGUACAUAGCUGACAAACAAGAAUCGUUUGAAAUGACAACUGUAGACGAUGAUCUGAAUGUACCAAAAAAAAUUAAAGCCAACAAAAUCAUAAGCGAAUAUGAUGAUAGAUUUAAAACAGAUACGAACUCUAGUGAAUUUGAGGAAGCAGAGAAUGAAACCUGCGUUGGAGAUCCACAAUACUGCAACAUGACAAAGGAGGAGUAUGUCAAAAUGAUACAAGAAUAUAUUUACCCAAACCCGUACGAGUGGAUAUUGAUAGCUACACACACGUUUGUGUUCAUAACCGGAUUAUUUGGGAACGCGCUGGUGUGCGUCGCGGUUUACAGGAAUCACUCAAUGCGGACUGUUACAAAUUAUUUCAUUGUCAACCUAGCUGUGGCAGAUUUCAUGGUGAUAUUAUUUUGUCUGCCGGCGACGGUGCUGUGGGACGUGACUGAGACUUGGUUCCUUGGGGAAGGGCUUUGUAAAGUCCUGCCCUAUUUUCAGUCAGUAUCAGUGACGGUGUCAGUUCUGACGCUGACUUUCAUCUCUGUGGACCGCUGGUACGCUAUCUGCUUCCCGCUGAAGUUCAAGUCGACCACGGGCCGCGCCAAGACCGCUAUACUGAUUAUAUGGCUCGUCUCUUUGUGCUUCAAUAUACCUGAGCUGGUGGUGCUGAAGCUGGUCCGAUUUGUUCCUCUGCGCUUCGAGCUGCCGUACCUGCUGCAAUGCUACGGCACCUGGUCCCCGAGCAGCGAACUCGUUUGGCACAUCCUCAAAGUCCUUUUGAUAUAUACACUACCCCUCGUGCUCAUGGCCGUCGCGUAUCAUCAGAUAGCGAGGGUGCUUUGGAGCUCCAACGGAAUUCCCGGACAGGCCGACACAAAGAAACUGGCCACUGCAGAACUGACACAACUCCGUUCUAGAAGGAAGGCAGCUAAAAUGUUGGUGUCAGUUGUGAUAAUGUUCGCCGUAUGCUAUUUCCCCGUUCACCUGCUAUCUGUGAUGCGCUACACCAUUGAUAUGGGACAAACGGAAUUCAUAACCAUUUGGGCGCUUGUCUCGCACGUCAUGUGCUACGCGAAUUCCGCCAUAAAUCCAUUGAUCUACAACCUCAUGAGCGAUAAAUUUCGUCGCGAAUUCCGCAGAGCGUUCUGCUGCUCUACCAGUUCGGGACAGCAGGAUUUCACAUCCAUGUCCCGUGUCACCACGAAGAAGGACUCGUCUAUAAUGGCAUCCUUCAAGCCGGGACAUACCAGCACGACAUUCGUUCAUAACAAUAAAAACGGACAUAUGACUUAAGGCUAUCAAACAUUAACCUAGCGACAUUAAGGUUUUGGAUUUAUUUUAUUUGGAACAUUCGUCUUGAUAAUGAAGUUUUGUUGAAAUAAAAAUAUUACUUAUAAAUCAUCUAUAAAUACUAAGCAAACAGAAAAAUAGAAAAAGUGUAGUGAACUGUUCUUACUUAGUAGCUAUAUGAUUUAUUUUUUCCCCUGCCGAAUACUAUAUUCAUGAAUAUAUUUUUAUUGCUUAGAUGGGUGGACGACCUCACAGCCUACCUCGUGUUAAGUGGUCACUGGAGCCCAUAGACAUCUACGACGU